GCUAGCUCCAUACGGCGGCACCUUUGCACAGCCUUGCUUUUCUGAAAUCGGCAUAAAGUCAUCUCUAAGCUCGAAGCUGUCCAUCUACAUGUCUCACAAACAAAAACAUAUCUCGGAUAUUCAGUAUUCCAAAGUCAACUCGAUCAUGUCAACCAUUUUACCAUCCAACUCGCGUGUAGAUAAAGACUACACAAAAUCACUACCGCCAUCAAACAAAUCAUCCCGUGGCAAGACAGAAAUCUCACAUGCGACCUUCAUGGAAUUGGUAUCUAAAGAAGGAUACAACACCAGGAAGAUGGAACAACAGCGCCAAGGACGUUGGGUCAUGGAGAUGAAUCAAAAUCAAUCGGCAAAGUUUCUGGACAGUCUAUCUGGACACAAGAAGAAUUCCAUGCUCAAUCUGACAUAUGAUCAGACUCUCAAUGAUACAAAGGAGAGAGGCGUUAGCAAAAUGAAAGAAAAGAAGAAAAUAAGUGGUAAUCCAAGAAAGUCCGCCGCUUUUGAGAAUUCUUACUCUCAUGUCUCAUCCACUGUUGCACAAUCCUCUCAAGCCAAGUAUGAGGCAGCUCGCAUAGGACCCCAAGUCACUUACCAGUCGAGAACACAGGGAAUGCAUCAUCAAGAGACAAACACGAAAUCAGCUAAUUCUCCUUGGAUUCACAAUGCAGGUGGUACAAAGAGAACAGACAAACAGCAUCAGGAGAAAGACCCUCGCCUUGCUACAGCAGCGAAAACAAAAAAAGAUCGCUAUCAUCUACGAAUCGAUGAUCGAUAUGUGAAAGAGAAACCACAAAAAGAUCAGUUCAACACCAGAAAGAAUCCCGAGCCAGAAAAUUACGGUCUUGAAAGCGGCAGAGAAGACCAACGAUUGUACACCUCAGCCUACAUGCCCACGCCAACACGCAAUGAGAAUCCGGCCACAUUCGAAGAGAUAAGAGACAAUGCGACAAGAGCAAUCGAACAUAGUCAAAUCGCUAGAGCAGAAGCCACAAGAGUCAUCAUGGAGAGUCAAGCGGUCAGAGCUAGAAUCGAAAAAGCUCUUGCACAGAGACUUGCCGAGAUCCCUUAUAAGGAGACUUCUGAGGGGGCCAAACUGUCUGGAGAAAUGAUUACGGAGACUGCAGUUGCUCCUUUGGCUAGCACUCCUUUUGAAGAUGUCCCGGAAACCAUCAAGGACGUCUAUGCCGGCUCCCCCCAGACUUCCAACACUGUCAUCAACACGAUGGAAAACAAUGCGAAGAACAAUGCUAGUGAGACUGCCACCAAGGGAUCCAAGAUCUAUGGAUCUAUGGAUAAUUACAGAAUUGAGUUUAUAACAGAGGAUGAGGAUGAUGCCGAGAAUGCGGAGGAUGAUUGGGUUGAAGUUAUGGGUAACGAUGAGGAUGAGGAUGAGGUUGAAGAAGAUGGUUGGCUCCUCGCAUGAUCAACCAUCAGUUCUCACCAGGAAGUUAGUUGGCGAAGCUUUCAGAUGAUGGUAGUUUGGCCUGAUACAGUACACACAAGUCGCUUGGGAAAUGCCAUGCCAUGCUGUUACGUUACUUCGCAAAUACUUUAGGGAGCUAGGUUUUACAAUAACCAAUUUGUAUAAUCGAUGGAGAUCUA
Botrytis cinerea B05.10 is the source of this 1602-nucleotide messenger RNA. RefSeq lists its product as hypothetical. The record is from RefSeq and is a predicted model, not a curated record. The transcript has a single exon. Lineage: Eukaryota; Fungi; Ascomycota; Leotiomycetes; Helotiales; Sclerotiniaceae. Bases 89 to 1423 code for a protein of 444 amino acids.